This is a messenger RNA of Hypoxylon fragiforme, 1671 nucleotides long. RefSeq lists its product as uncharacterized. The transcript is spliced from 5 exons. NCBI's taxonomy places the organism in Eukaryota, Fungi, Ascomycota, Sordariomycetes, Xylariales, Hypoxylaceae. Gene Ontology annotation, molecular function: dipeptidase activity. The record is from RefSeq and is a predicted model, not a curated record. Bases 283 to 1590 code for a protein of 435 amino acids.
CCUUCGUCCCCGGUUGGGAACCAUAACUAAUGCGGCCUGGACCAUAAUAGCUGUCCUAAACAGGAAGUUUUUAACGUAUGGUUCGUUAUAUGAACGUAUGGGGUAGAUGUAAUGAUUCUGUAUGCAUGUUUAUGCACUCGCAUAUUCGAGGACUCCUUAUGCAACAUUGAAUAUUAUAUAUAAGUGACUACCUAGGUAGGUAGCUAUUCCAAAUAUUUUAUACUACUUCCAUGUAUAUAUAAAGCCGCCGCUGUGUGAACCAUCUGUGUACAUAUUCCAACGAUGGAUCUCCCUAAAACGAUGGACGAACUAGUCGAUGAUUUUAUCUUCGUCACAUACGCUGACGCUAGCAUAUCUCAAACGAAUGUCGGAUACCUCGACGAAAUUAGCGAUUUUAUUGACGGCAUUACCGACGAAUUGUGGCCCGUUAAUAAGAAAAUUCACGAUAAUCCAGAGCUCGGGUAUGAAGAGUUCAUCGCCCAUGACACUUUGACCAAGUUUAUGGCCGCUAGGCCGGGAUGGAAAGUAACGCCGUCCGCUUACGGACUGGCUACUGCGUGGGUUGCUGUGUUUGAUAGCGGCAAGAAAGGCCCUACGGUAUCGUUCAACGUAGAAAUGGACGCACUGGACGGUAUCGGGCAUGCGUGUGGCCACAAUCUCAUUGCUACUGCUUCCGUAGCCGGUGGACUAGCGACAGCUGAAAUAGUCAAACAACAUGGUCUAUCUGGGAAAGUUGUCAUGUUUGGUACACCUGCAGAGGAAGGUGGAGGCGGCAAAAUCAAGCUCUUGCAAGCUGGUGCUUACCGAGAUCAUAAUGUCGACAUCAACUUGAUAUCACACCCUGGUAUCACCCAAGACACUGCUUUAAUGCGCACAUCUGCGUAUACCGCAUUUUCAGUUGAAUAUUUUGGACGCGAGGCCCACGCCGCGGCAAACCCUUGGCUAGGUAUCAACGCGCUUGAUGCGUUGAUCACGGCUUAUAAUGCCUUGUCAGUCCUUCGCCAACAAACUAUGCCGGGCGAUGUUAUUCAGGGGAACAUCACGGAUGGCGGUGUUCGGCCGAAUGUGAUCCAUGCUCACACGGCUGGGAACUUUGUUGUCCGCGCCAAUACUCAGACGAGAAUGAAGGAAUUAAAGGAGAAAGUGGACAGAUGCUUUGAAGGGGGAGCACUUGCAACUGGUGCCACGCUCAAGAUGAAGCCGGUGCAGACUUACGCCGACCACGUCCCCAAUCGAGUGCUUGGCGCUUCUUACCGGAAAUACUUCAACGCAUUGUCGCCUCCACAACCAAUCCCAGGAAACGACGACGUGGAUGAAAUCGCAGGCCGGACAAUGGCUAGUACAGAUCAAGGUGAUAUCAGUUACGCUAUGCCUAGUCUGAACGUAGGGUUUGCUAUUCCACCGGGGCCAAACGGGAACGGGCCUCACAAUCCGGAAUUUGCGGAAGCGGCUGGGAAAAGGGUGGCGUUUGAAAGAUGUUUACGGGUAGGGAAAGCGAUGGCAGGUACAGCACUAGACGUUUUAACAAAAGAUGGCCUUUUGAUGGAAGUGAAGAGGGAAUGGGAAAAAGAUGUGAAAGGAAGUAAAUAGUAGUACAUGUCCUACAUGUGUAGAUAAUAUAUAUUAUAUCACUAAUCAAUGUGAUGAAGGAGCUUGCUAAGCCUUGCUUCA